Molecule: messenger RNA, 1431 nt
Organism: Achroia grisella
Lineage: Eukaryota; Metazoa; Arthropoda; Insecta; Lepidoptera; Pyralidae
Product: DNA ligase 1-like
Exons: 2
Coding region: 1-1431 (476 amino acids)
Source: RefSeq, a predicted model, not a curated record
AUGGAUCUACCAAGCCGUAAACGUUGCAAAAAGAAGCUCGUGUUAAGUGAUUCCGAUUCGUCAAGUGGAGCGGAUGAAAGGAAACAGUUAAUAUAUAGAAAAGUGUUACAAAGAAUUAGUCCAACCAGAAAUUCUACUGUGAAUAAGGUAAACAUUUUGAAAAAUGUUCAAAUUUGCCCGCCCUCUACUGCAAAGUCAGAAAAUGAGAUCGACAGUGAUUCUGAAAAUGAUUUUUGUCCAUCCUCUAAAAAAUACAGGAAAUUACAACAAAACAACGAAUUUUUCAUUAGUCCAAGUACUAGUAAACAAUAUAGUGUCCUCAAAAGUAUAGAAAUACAAAGUUCAGAAUUAAACCCAAUUUUGCUUACACCUACUCAAAAAUUUAAACGUAAGAGUAACUGCAACCAGAGCCGGGCGUCGUCCCCUGAUUCUUUGAAUAUUUUUGGUGAAACAAGCAGGUGUUCUUCUUUGAGUAAUAUUUCAUGUUCUAAACUGUUAACUGUAAACUUAACUGAAGAAAAUAUGCAAGAACUACUAAAAACACCUUCGUCAAAUCGUACUAAAUCAGAAAAACAGGAGAUAAAAAAUAAAAAAUAUGAAUUCAUACACUCAUUUGAAGAUAAAAAUACAGAUGAUGAUAGCAUACUAGAUUUUCAUACCAAGGAUAUAAACAUAAAAAUACAUUCUCUAGAACAAAAAUUACAGGGAGAAAGUCACUUACAAGAACAUCUAGAACAAGAACAGGAUGAAGAACGCCAAGAGCCAGAAGAAGAACGCCAAGAGCAGGAAAAAGAUCGACAAGAACAAGAGGAGAAACAUCAAGACCAGAAUGAAGUACAUCUAGCGCAGGGAGAGGAACAAGUUAGACAGAGUUACGAUGAACAACAAGAAGAAAAGUAUACUGAAUGUGAAAAUAAAAUACAAGCUAGAAGCAAUGUUAAUGAAGAAUACGAAGACACAGACAUUUCGAUUGAAAGCUUAGAAUCAACCGACGUAGAAGUAAAUGAAAAUGAAGCAAGUGAAAGUGAACUGGAAAGUGACAAUCAAAUAGCUGAAACAGAAAGUACCAAUAACGACGACAGUUGGAUUGACAUAUCUGAUGAUGUAUGUAUUAAUUUCGAAGAGAGUGCGUUUGAUAGUGCUAUUAUUCCUCGCUUAUGUAAUAAAACACCUAUAGAUAUAUACAGGUUGUUCCUAACUGAUGAAAUUAUUGAUAAAAUAGUACGAGACACAAACAAUUAUGCGACAAAGUAUUUUGAAGAUAAUCAAGAUAACGUGAAGGCAAAAUCUCGUCUUAAAGCAUGGAAACCUACGGAUGAUGAAGAAAUAAGAAAAUUUUUUGGAGUCAUACUUGUAAUGGGUCUAAACACAAAUCAAUUGAUAAUACUGGGGAUAAGUUAUACAAAAUUCGCCAAAUACAUGACAUGUUGA